Monomorium pharaonis (pharaoh ant) is the source of this 3176-nucleotide messenger RNA. It is a transcript of the gene Def2, whose product is annotated as defensin-2. Lineage: Eukaryota; Metazoa; Arthropoda; Insecta; Hymenoptera; Formicidae. The record is from RefSeq and is a predicted model, not a curated record. The transcript has 2 exons. Gene Ontology annotation, biological process: defense response to bacterium; humoral immune response. The coding region runs from base 1954 to 2250 and encodes 98 amino acids.
UUAAAGGAGUUUUAAACGAAUCUUCCUUUACGACUUUCUACACGAGAGAUAUCCUUUAGAUUUCUAACAGAUGGCGUCUUAUUUUUUUCUUCGAAAAGAUAUAUCUUGCGCAACAUUUUGAGACAUCACUUCAUAUGCCUACAGAGAUGUAUGAAGAGAUCUUUUAGAAAUCCAAAAGACAUUUUACGUCUUAACAAAUAUCUUAAAAAUGUCUUUUAAAAACUUUGAUUGAUAUCUUCUUUGAAAACAUUUCCAAGAUAUCUUCGAUAACUUUGAUGUUUUCUUAAAGAUCUGAAUUAUUUGAUUGCGACGCUUCGGCAAUCCUCUCUAGCAGAAGCUCAUCGAAACUGUGAGCAAACACCGAGCACUUUAGCUGCCGUUACCCUUUAUUACAAAUAUUCCCUUCACUUUCGCUGAGCAGACAUUCAAUGUUUAGUCUCAUCUAAGCACGAAAUCAGCGCACACGCCGUUUAAGAUUCCGUACAAAUAUCCGAGAUGCGGUUUUCCCGAGGGUGCGCGAUACCGAGAUUCGAAAGAUUUCCAGCGGGACUUUUUAUUUUCCACGGAGACAAACAUCAUCUGCCGACAAAGGUAAAAGCACUCCGCACGUAAUAUAUAGUCUCAUUCGGCUCGGUAUAAUUCCAAGCACGUGCGAACAUUUCGAUUUGAUAUAUCCGGAACGUGCACUCCCUUCCUCCCUUCCUACCCCCCCCACUCACUCGUCCAAUGGAGAUAAUUUCGGGGUUAAAUCUCCAUAAAUAUAUUUGCGUGGGAUGUAACGAAACAAUCCCUGGGGCCGUGACUGGCCGCGAAUGCGGCGGAAGGGAAAGAAAAAAUAUGCCAGGAAUGACAGUAACGCAUUAAACGUUACAUUUGCGCAGUUACGCAAAUAUUUAGUGUUCGCAGGAGUCAUAUUUUUGUUCGGUAUCUGGGUCAGCAGCUAUAGCUCACGCUAAUGAAAUUUGCGAUCAACCUGCGACCGCUGCAGCAUUACCCUCCAUCGUCGAUUGUUUAUUCACAGCUUAACCGAUCCCGUGACGUCUCUCACAAACAAAUUGCUAACUUGUUUCGGAUAUGCAAAGCGCGUGGAUCGCGUUAUUAACAGGACGAUUAAAACAGCAGGAUGUUACUCUGCACAAUGCGAAAAAGAGUUGUUUAUUCCAAUUGACUUUUAAAUUUCGUUCCAAUAAAUUUUGACCCUUUUUUGCGGCCGUAAUGCGGAAAUUCGAAUUGUUUAGCGUCUGCGCGGUAUUUUAUCCGCAAAAGAUUUAAUUUGGCCGGCAUAAUCGGAAAUUUAAAACGGAUCCCCUUUUCAUUUGAAACGUACGUUUAAAGAGAUAAAUUUGCUUUAUGCAAACUAAUAUUUGAUAUUCUACUAUAGAUUUUCUUUCUAUUAUUACAAUAUGUCGACGCGUGUCGAGGGUAUACGAAUAUCCAAGAAGCUUCGCGGUAGCCUGGUUCCAAGUUCAGAAAUUGAAUAGCACGGAAAAUGAAUACCUGUCGAUUUCUUUUUAAUUCAUUUAUUUCUCGCGAGCGCCACAGUCAUGUCCGCGCUUCCGUUCAACGAACAGAAAUGCAGCGAUCGAUCGACCCGUUUCACGUCGCCUCCUCUCUCUCUCUCUCUCUCUCUCUUUCACUCGUUCAGUCGUCCCGGUAACGGCGAUAUAAUGCCGGAAAUUAAUAUUCGGAUACGAUGAGGUCAGCUUACUGGCGGCGGAUCUUGCCGGCGGUCGGCGAAUCUAGAAAUAGCGAGCGCGAAGCCGCGGAGAUUCCGGUGAUGGCGGGACAUCGGGAGAAAAGACGGUGGAGACUCUUUAGACGGAAGUGGACCGGACAGAAGAGGAUGUUGCCGCCGACAGCGAUGGGGUAUAUAAAGCGACGCCCGCGUCCUUAAGGACAUCGUUGCUCGAGACAAAUUGAAGCGCGCACGAGAGUAUUGUACGUCACGCGGUCAUGAAGCUGCAGCUCGCUGUCCUCGCCGUUUUCGUCGUCCUGGUUUACGCUUCGGCCAACACGCUACCGGCUGUCUACGAUGGGCCUACUUACGAACUAACCACCAUCGAGGAUCCGGCGUACGACGAGGUGCCGGAGAACCUACCGCCGAUCCGGAACCGGCGUGUGACCUGCGACCUUCUGUCCUGGCAGUCCAAGUGGCUGACCAUCAACCACAGUGCCUGCGCGGCGAAAUGCCUGGCGCAGCGUCGCCGGGGCGGCCGGUGCCGCGACGGCAUCUGCGUCUGUAGGAAUUAGGCGUCGUCACGUCGUGACGCUUCCGAAUCCCUCGGCUCCGACCAACGCAACGUCCCAAGGAUCUUCGGCUUCCGCCCGCCCCGCCCGAUCGCUGUCCCGCGACAUUGGCUACACUGGCGAACUCCGUCACAUUGUAAUCCGAAUUAAUUAUUCGUAGGAGAUCACGCAGUUUAAUCACCCGAUCGAUAGUCCCCCGCCCCCCUGGCCUCGAUUGUCCCUGCGCGCAAAUUUCCGCCGAAAUAACGGAUAACGUCGUUAUUAACGAUAAUUAUUUUAAUCGCUCUCGCCGGGCGUGUUGAUAAUAAGAAUAACGCAUUCUUGCUCGCGUCGCGGGCGUUACACGGGAAAUUGACGAGAAGCGAUAUCGACGUUAUUAAUGGAAAUUAAUUAAACCGUUUAUCGUAAUGGUGCCUGUGAUAGGAGAUUUGUGUAACAUUUGCCAGACGAUGUUAGUCGUCUUUUUACACGCGCAAAAUUUCGGCCGGACCACACGUAGUUUUUGUGGCCGUUAAUUUCGACGAAUUUUGACGAAAUGUCGAUUGAUAUAUCGAAUAUUUUUCGAGUAGUUAAUAUCUGUAGCGUGUAAAAUAAAAUCGAUUAUUAUGUAAUGGACACGGUCGAAUCGUUACCUACAUGAUUUUCAGCUGUAUUGUACUCAUUCAUUAAACUCAACGCAAAUGUAUUUGUGCGUAUGUUAGUUGUGCUGGAACCUGUUCUAUGAAUUUCCGCCGUAAGGCAAUGGACAAUUAGCAAUUAGCUAUUAUUUUAUAAAACAAGACACCAGAUCAGGUAGAAUAAUUCGAUUCAUAGUGUACGGACAGCAAUUUUGUAAUGAAAAAUUAGGUCUCACAAUUUUUAUACAUUAUGCAAAAGGAUUUCUCCGUGCAGAUAUAUCGGAAAUAUAAUAAACAUGAAUGAAUUUAAAA